Messenger RNA from Zasmidium cellare ATCC 36951, 3633 nucleotides. RefSeq lists its product as uncharacterized. The record is from RefSeq and is a predicted model, not a curated record. The transcript has 2 exons. Bases 1 to 3633 code for a protein of 1210 amino acids. Lineage: Eukaryota; Fungi; Ascomycota; Dothideomycetes; Mycosphaerellales; Mycosphaerellaceae.
AUGGAGGCCUACCCGUUCCAGUACACCGAGCACAACCUCCCGCUCGUACUCCUAUCUGGAUUUGGAGAACACGAAUCAUCUGGAGGAGCUUCCCAAUUACCUCGCCAGGAAUCUGGAGCGCGGAUCAUCACUGAAUCUUCAGAAUGUGAAAAUGGAAGACUUCUGCAAGAGUUCCUCGCCCUCGAUGGAUCUGACCGGGCGUGGAACGCGGCGAGUCUGCCUGGACCGAGUGGGACGAUUCGCUACAGGAUGAAGACUAUCGGGAGGUCAUAUACUCUACCAGCCAGGAAAGCCGCUCCGUUGCCUCAGCCUGCGACAGAUGGUGGAGGGAGUCCGCCUCCUCGUAAUAAGGAGUUACAUUCUCCUCUCUCGCCUCUUUCGCCUGGAUCGCCGGUCUUUCCAGAUGGUGUCAUGACGCCUUUGUGGUUUUCGAAGCACCAGGAGCAGGUUCCGGCGAUCUUCCUGGCCUUUUUCAAUCUCAAUGCCGGAGAAGGCGCUACGCAGGACGAGCAGAUCAAGUCUGAUAUCAACGCGACUCGAAAUGCGCUCUCGAGAUCAGGAUUCAAGACUCGCUUUGCUGCUGUACUCAUCUCGGAUUCGAGUAUUUUGCACGCGCCAGAGUUGGAAGAUCGACUUGCGAGUAUACGGCGCGCUACGACUCUGGAUCCGAAGACUGGGCUUUUCUUCGUGCCGCCGAUGUCGUCUCAGGCGGAAAUCGCUACUUACGUACAGACGCUGAUGGCGGCAUUGCAGCCACUUUGCGUGGAGUAUUAUCGUGACUUGACAAAGCACGCUCGACGGAAGAAGGCUCGAGGAGGACCACCUCCGCAAGUGAACUCACCUGUGGGCGGUGCAUCGCAGAGUACGUCAACCUCAGGCUGGAAUGUUCGGUAUGAGAUCAAACAGGCCGUCUUUGCAGAGUUUCGUCAAGAAAUGGACGUCGCAGAAAGGCACUAUUCAGCGGCGAUCGAGGAGCUUUUCUCUUCUGAAGGUGGCGUGCUGGAAACGACACACAGCUGGAGUCCAAGAUUCAACGAGGCACGAUUACUAUGCGACGCAGCGGCGAUGAGAGUCAUUAGAUGUCAGCUCUGGCAUGGUCAAACCACUGGGGCUGCGCAGAGCUGGACCAACUACAAGCUCAGGAUGAGAGACCUGAUUGACCGAAGAGGGAAAGGCAGCGAAACGUAUAGCUGGGAGGCAUGGGAAGCACGCUGGGCGCAGGCCAUGAGUCAACUGAUACAGAUGGCUGACGUGCCUGCACUGCGGAGAGCUGAAGCAGAUGAACCCAUUCAGCAGGUAUACUCGAUGCCAGAAAGGCCCAUAGAUCGACUGCCGCCUUUCAAUUUCCUACAUCAUUCUGGAUACUGGUUACGACUUACAGCAAGAGGGAUAAGAGCGAGAUGGGAGAGAGCGAUUGCCAUUCCUGAGGAAGAUCGAAUCCCACCGGGACAAUCACCAGCUUCGAUGGUUGCGAGCCGGUCGAAGAAUUACGAUUCGUACCUUGCGCUGGAUCCCCACGAGGAGAUGCCCUUAGCCGGAGAGCCAGCAUAUGAUCAUGCCAAUGAGCUGGGGAAAGCGUGUAUUCAGGCAGCCGAGGAAUUCGAAGCUAGACGACAGAUGCGAAUGAGCGAGCAAACACGACUAGACCUCGCAGAUGACCUAGUACGAUCCGGACGACAUUCAGAUGCUUUGAAGGUCCUCACACGCCUCUGGGAGGAGUCAACAUGGCGAGAAGACGAAUGGCUCACCCCAUUUAGAAGUCUACUGCAAUUGCUUUCUGAGUGCGCCAGGAAACAACAGACUCCGGAGAAUGCAAGACUUAUUCCUGCUUUGACAUGGGAGUUGCUCAGCGUAGCACCCGUGGACAUGCCUGAGAGCGUCUUGGAUAUUGGGCAGUGUCUUGACACCUGGGAUCUUGAACAAGACAUUGAACUAAAUAUCAGCGACAAGAACAGGCUAAGUCCAAUCUCGAUAUCGUUCGCCUGGAAAGAUCUUGAAAGCCACGUAGGGGAGCCGAUGGAAUGCCAGCUUAUUCUGGCAUAUGAGACAAGCAAGGCAUCGAAACCGGUUAAAAUCUCGAAUCUGGAAUUCAUGGUUGGCGGCAAGAUCGUCAGGAUACGACAUGAAGCGAACAGCGGUCCCCAGGAAUUUGUGGAAGUGCCUCAACCAAAAGAGCUUGAUGACGGGUCACUGGAAACAACAGCAGACCUUACCUUUCAACCAUCGCAAAGGAAGAUUCUCAAUCUUUUCCUAAAUCUUCGUGAGGCUCAGGUCUUGUCUAUCAGCGAAGCCAAGCUCUUGAUCGAAGCCUCAAAGUUCAAAUUGACGCACCAGUUCGAUCAGGACGCAAUCCAACCAAGCCCACGCUGGUACGUGAAGAAAAGCGGCGAAGUGAAAAGCGUGCAGCUUGCACACAUGGAUGCCAAAUCCAUCAAUGUGCUGCCCAAGCCCCCGAAGAUGCAGGUACAUAUUCACGGCUUGAGGAAACAGUACUUCACCGACGAGCAAGUUCGGCUCUCGGUCGAGCUUGUCAACGAGGAAACGGAAGCUGUUCAUGCAACCAUCGCACCGAAGGUCAUCGGCCAAGCAGGGGAGACGACGACCUUCAAAUGGGCAGACGCAGAUGACGAGGAACCAGUUCGUACGUUUACGGACAUGGAUGCAGACGCUACGCAGACCGCGGACUUGACGAUUCAGGGGCCUCCUGAGGCAGUGAGCUUUACUCUCACACUUGAUCUGAGGUAUACUCUACUGUCUGAUCCGAGCACACCGUUGGCGAAGACAGUCAGCGUGGAGUUACCCUUCGUCAUGCCAUUCGACGCGAAGUUCACGUUUAUCCCAAGGCUACACCAGGAGGAAUGGCCCAGCUACUUCAACGCCCGCACCAUCAAUGGCAGCCAGGAGUUAGCAGUCGGGAUCCCACAACAAUGGAAACUCGGGGCUCAAAUCAUCAGCCUGGUCAACGACAAUCUCACCGUCGAAAGAGCCGAGCUAGUCCUCCACAGCGUCCAAGGCGACGCAACCUGCAGCAUCCCCAACCCAUCCACGACCUCCCAACAACCCCUCCCAGCCAACAACAGCAUAACGCCAACCUUCGCCCUCACGACAACAAAACACUCCCUUGACGACCGCCGCCCCAGCUACCUCGACCUCUCGCUCCACGUAGCCUGGUCCCAACCCUCUUCACCCUCAACAACCUCAAAAACAACCAUCCCCAUCCCCCGCCUCACAAUCCCCACCUCCGAACCCCGCGUCCUCUGCACCACCAACCCUCAAGACACCGUCCCCUCCUCCUCCACCCUCGCCCUCACCUACCACCUCGAAAACCCCUCCACGCACUUCCUAACCUUCGCCCUCACCAUGGAAGCCUCCUCCGAGUACGCCUUCAGCGGGCCCAAAUACCGCACCCUCUCCAUAGCCCCCCUGAGUCGGCACCGGGUGGAUUACAAUCUCUUUUUGCAUGAAGAUUUUGAUGGGGAGAGGGAAAGGGAAGGCAAAGAGGGUGUCUGGAAGAAUGUCAAUCUGCAGGUGGUGGAUUCGUAUUAUCAGAAGAAUUUGAGGGUGCAUCCUGGUGGGGAGCGGGUGAGGGUUGAUUCCGGGACGAGGGAGGUGCAGGUGCGGUUUGGGGGAUAG